ACUCCAUCCACCCAUUCAUUCAUCCACCCAUUUUCCAUUUAUUUAAACACUAUCACUCUCUUCAAUCCUUCAUCCUUCCAAAGACACCCCAAACAACAAAACAAGAAGAAGAAAAAAAAAAAAGGAUACAAUGGCAAGUUUAACAGCUGCAACAUUGAGCAUCCCAUCCUUCACAGGCCUCAAAGCCAUUAACAAAACAACAACAACAACAACAACAACAACAACUAUAAGCUAUUGUUCAAGUAAUGCAAAGAUGUGCAUCAAGGCCUCUCUGAAAGACGUCGGUGUUGCGGUUGCCGCCACGGCAGCAAGUGCAAUACUUGCAAGCAAUGCCAUGGCUGUGGAAAUAUUGCUUGGAGGCAAUGAUGGUUCACUGGCUUUCGUGCCGUCGGAGUUCUCUGUGUCUUCUGGAGAAAAGAUAGUGUUCAAGAACAAUGCCGGGUUCCCGCAUAAUGUCAUUUUCGAUGAGGAUGGAGUGCCGGCAGGUGUCGAUGCGACGAAGAUAUCAAUGAGUGAGGAGGACCUUAUGAAUGCACCAGGAGAGACUUACAGUGUUACACUGGACAAGCCAGGAAGUUAUGUCUUCUAUUGUUCACCUCACCAGGGUGCUGGCAUGAAGGGAGUAGUUACUGUUAAUUAG
Dioscorea cayenensis subsp. rotundata (Guinea yam) is the source of this 640-nucleotide messenger RNA. Its product is annotated as plastocyanin-like. Gene Ontology annotation, molecular function: copper ion binding. The coding region runs from base 131 to 640 and encodes 169 amino acids. The transcript has a single exon. Gene Ontology annotation, cellular component: chloroplast thylakoid lumen. The record is from RefSeq and is a predicted model, not a curated record. Lineage: Eukaryota; Viridiplantae; Streptophyta; Magnoliopsida; Dioscoreales; Dioscoreaceae.